AUACUAGUGCUAGUUUAAAGAUUUCCAGUUUGGGCUCCAGCAAUGCUUUAAUUGAUCAUUUGUAUUCCAUUGGUAUAUAAUACUAUUAGCAGUAAUACAUCAAUGUAUCCUAUUGUUAUGAUGUAGAAACUUCUAUUUUGGAGCGAUUGAUGAAUACAAUUCCGGAGUACCAGAGAUGUGACUCUUCGGGGUACAAUGAACGCUUCGUUACAAAACUUGUUCGCAACUAUCGCUCACAUGAUGCUAUUAUUAGUGUACCACGUGACUUGUUUUACGACGGGGAGUUAGAGGCAUGCGGAGACAGAAUGAUUCUUGAUUCCAUGUUGCGUUGGGAUCAUUUGGCUAAAAGAGGCUUUCCGAUUAUAUUUCAUUCGGUAUUUGGUGCUGAUGAACGGGAGUCGGGGAGCCCUUCAUUUUUCAACAGGGACGAAGUUUCUCAAGUGGAAAAAUACCUAGCGCUUUUACUGAAGGAAAGCAGAGGUGGUCUUAAAAUUAGGACAAAAGAUAUUGGCAUCAUAUCGCCUUACAGAAAACAGGUGGCAAAGAUACGAGAAUGAUUCAAAAGAAGAAUUUUGAUGUCAAUCAAGAGAAGAUUAUGAUAGGCUCGGUAGAGGAGUUUCAAGGUCAAGAGUUCAAGGUCAUCAUCAUAUCAACUGUACGAAGCAACCAACACUAUGUCCAGAAGGACGUUGAACAUCGUCUCGGUUUUGUUAAAAACCCAAAGCGUUUUAAUGUUGCAUUGACUAGAGCUAGAUCGCUUCUUGUUGUAAUUGGUAAUCCAAUGAUAUUGGUAAAAGAUGACAACUGGAAGAGUUUUCUAGACUACUGUGAAUCUAAUGGUGGGUUUAAAGGUCAACGAGGUCAUUUGAAACCAAGGGAGCGGUCAGAAAACGAUUCUGAAAAUUUAGAAUUCGUCCAUGGCGAGCUUGCUAGUAGUGUACGGUCACAGAUUGAAGAUCAGGAAUUUGUGAUUCGGGACUAGGACCACGGCGAUGCUUGUCAUGGGUGUUGAAAUCGCCUUCGUAUCGACACAAGAAAAAUUGCAUAUUUCAAAUUCUUCAUUUGUCAUAUCAACGCAGCCAAAAGGUCUGCUGAUGGCAAUCACGUAAGCCUUUGUACUUCGACAGACUUUAUCCAACUGACAAUUUUUAGCCAUUAGAUAAUGAUUUUGUCCGUUGGGUAUCACUAACCAAUGUUUGGAACAACUGGGUCCUGACUGAGUUAGAUGUUUUGGAUUCUUUAUGUUUGAGUAAACUGAAUCGGAUAAAAUAAAAAAUUAAAGAUAUAUAUAUUAUGCUCAUAUUUGAUAUUUGAAAAUUUUGACAAUUGUUAUGCAGCUCAGGAAUCCAUAUUUCUUAUUUAUUUUUUUUAAUUUGAUAAUUAAUGGAUUAAGAGCAUGUAAGGUGUUUAUCUCCUGAGGAAAAUAGUGAUAAACAUGUAGUAAUAUAUUGUAAAGGUGGCAAAAUGUA
Molecule: messenger RNA, 1469 nt
Organism: Ruditapes philippinarum (Manila clam)
Lineage: Eukaryota; Metazoa; Mollusca; Bivalvia; Venerida; Veneridae
Product: putative helicase MOV-10
Exons: 7
Coding region: 554-982 (142 amino acids)
Source: RefSeq, a predicted model, not a curated record